Uncinocarpus reesii 1704 is the source of this 3162-nucleotide messenger RNA. RefSeq names its product potassium/sodium efflux P-type ATPase. Lineage: Eukaryota; Fungi; Ascomycota; Eurotiomycetes; Onygenales; Onygenaceae. The record is from RefSeq and is a predicted model, not a curated record. The transcript is spliced from 7 exons. Gene Ontology annotation, cellular component: plasma membrane. Gene Ontology annotation, molecular function: ATP hydrolysis activity; ATP binding; P-type calcium transporter activity. Gene Ontology annotation, biological process: calcium ion transmembrane transport; intracellular calcium ion homeostasis. Bases 1 to 3162 code for a protein of 1053 amino acids.
AUGGGAACAGAGACUGCUCAACCGGAUGUCGAGGAAUCGACUGAACCACCUCCUUGUGACCCUCUUCCUCAAGGGACCACGAUUCAACCUGGACAAGCCGUAGACUGUGCCGUUGCUCCCCUUCGUUAUCUAGACGACCGGGACCAGAAGGUAGGAACUCCGGAUAUCUCCUGCCGGGAUUCCUCCGUCACCUACUUGCAGGACGAGGGCCAGUGGGAGGAGAACUACGAAUAUGCCCACACCUUUGCUCCCUCUCACAUUGCCGAUGUACUAGGUGUUAGCUUACAAGAUGGACUCAGCACUGCCCAAGCGGCAUCUCGCCUUGAGCGAGAUGGCCCUAACAAGGUUAAGAGUGCAGCGGGGAUAUCCAUGUGGAAAAUUCUGUUAAGGCAGGUGUCGAACAGUCUGACUUUAGUUUUAGUCAUCACAAUGGCAUUGUCUUUUGGAAUCAACGACUAUAUUGAAGGAGGAGUUAUCACAGCUGUAAUCCUCCUCAAUAUUGUUGUUGGCUUUGUGCAAGACUAUCGCGCUGAAAAGACUAUCCUCUCCCUCCAAGCCCUCUCGGCGCCUGCAGAAACGCUUGUUGUCGGAGAUGUCGUCCAGCUCGCUGUUGGAGACAUGGUUCCCGCCGAUCUAAGGCUUUUUGACGGCAUCAAUGCCUCCACUGAUGAAGCUCUCCUCACUGGAGAGUCGCUGCCUGUUUCAAAACACCCCCACGCUGUGUUUUCCACUCGUGAUAUGGCGGUUGGAGAUCGUACAAAUAUGGCAUAUUCCGGUAGCAUUAUGACUCGAGGUCGUGCUACUGGCGUUGUCGUAUCAACUGGUAUGAAUACUGAAGUUGGCAAGAUCGCGCAACUGCUGCGAGAACAUCGGCCUGAAGAACGCGCAAAUAUUCUCUCCCAGCUCAGCAAAUUCGCACUCUUGCUCUUUGGACUGGCCAUCCUAUUGGCCAUUAUUGUUUUUUCUGCUAACAAGUGGAAUGUUGAAGGAGAAGUACUAAUCUACGGUAUCUGUGUCGCUGUUGCCGUGAUUCCCGAAUCACUCAUCGCUGUGCUGACUAUUACGAUUGCUGUUGGUACUAAAGCGAUGGCCAAAGGUAACGUUAUUGUUAGGAAACUCCAAGCUCUAGAAGCGGUGGGAGGAGUCACGAAUAUUUGCUCCGACAAAACAGGUACCCUGACUCAAGGAAAGAUGAUUGCUCGGAAGGCUUGGAUUCCAGGCACGGGCGUCAUGACGGUGCACGAUACGACCAGUCCUUUCGACCCAAAGAGUGGUUUCGUUCGCAUCGACAAUUUAGAUAUAAACUCGAACCACGAGUCGCUUGAUAGCAAUAGCUCGUUGGAUCGCUUUCUGCGCACCAUUUCCCUUUGCAACCUAUCCACCGUCUACAAUCCUUCUGACAAAGGUUCUGUUGACCGGGGAACCGCUGCAAAUUCGAAGGACUGGACCGCUGUCGGAGAACCCACCGAAAUUGCACUUCAUGUCCUUGCUCUAAGGUUCAAUCACGGGAAACAAAGAUUGCUCCAGGAGCAGGAAAUGGAGCUGCUUGCAGAAUUUCCAUUUGACUCGGCUAUCAAACGAAUGACGGUUGUCUAUCAGAAAAAGGACUGUCGCUAUGCUGACGUGUUUACAAAAGGUGCUGCCGAAGCUUUAUUACCGUUGUUGUCCGUAGACAACACUAUGAAGGAAGAAAUCCGUGCUAUGGUGGAUAGACUCGCUGGCGAAGGCCUUCGAGUCCUUUGCGUCGCGCACAAGGUUAUCAAGGAAGAAGACCUUACUCAGAUUUCAGAGCGUACGCAUACAGAGAUCGGUCUUGAUUUUGUUGGACUCGUUGGCUUAUAUGAUCCUCCACGAUUGGAAACCCCUGGCGCCGUGAGAAAGUGCCAUAUGGCUGGUAUCACUGUGCACAUGCUUACUGGCGAUCAUAUUCGGACGGCAACCGCCAUCGCUUACGAAGUAGGUAUAUUGGGAACAACGAUCCCAUCGGCUCAGGCGAGUACUGUCGUCAUGGCCGCAGAAGACUUUGACAAGUUGUCAGACUCAGAGAUUGAUGCCAUUGAAGCAUUGCCAUUGGUUAUUGCUCGAUGCAGCCCCACGACCAAGGUUCGUAUGGUAGAAGCAAUGCAUCGAAGAGGUGCCUUCUGCGUUAUGACUGGCGAUGGCGUCAACGAUUCUCCGGCCUUGAAACGUGCAGAUGUUGGAAUCGCCAUGGGCAAAAGUGGAAGCGAUGUGGCCAAGGAAGCCGCAGAUAUGGUCUUAACUGAUGACGAUUUCGCAUCUGUUGUUAAAGCUGUGGAAGAAGGACGACGUCUAUUCGACAAUAUUCAAAAGUUUUUGAUGCACUUGUUGAUAUCCAAUAUCGCGCAAGUCAUCCUCCUCCUCAUAGCCUUAGCGUUCAAGGAUCACGACGGGAACUCCGUGUUUCCACUCUCUCCACUUGAGAUCCUUUGGGCUAAUCUGGUUACUUCGUCGUUCCUCGCCUUAGGCCUUGGACUUGAAGAGGCCCAGCCGGAUAUAAUGUUCCGCGCGCCACACGAUCUCCGCGUUGGAGUGUUUACUCGAGAGUUAAUAACGGAUAAAAUGAUUUACGGCACUUUUAUGGGCUCCUUGUGUCUCUUAGCAUUCGUUUCAGUCGUAUACGGAGCUGGUGAUGGAUACCUGGGAGCUGGCUGCAACCAAGAUUGGAAUCCGACCUGCGACAUCGUGUUUCGGGCUCGUGCAACCACCUUUGCGACCCUCUCAUUCCUUCUUUUAGUCACAGCAUGGGAGGUGAAGCAUUUUACCCGGUCGCUCUUCAACAUGAACCCGACCGGCAACAAGGGGGGCGUGUUUUCGGUUUUCCCUACUAUCUGGAGAAAUCGGUUCCUCUUCUGUGCGGUUGGCGCUGGGUUUUUUAUUGCCUUCCCCUUGGUCUACCUGCCUACUGUGAAUCGUCUGGUGUUUAAGCACUUGGGCAUCACAUGGGAAUGGGGGGUCGUUGCAGCCUGCGUCGCGGUUUAUAUCAUGCUUAUUGAGAGCUGGAAAGCCGUUAAGCGGGCGUUUGGAAUUGGGGGCGGGAAGAACAGAGUGUUCACCGCGGAAGAUGCAGAGAUGAGAGUCGGCCUGGCGCCGAUGGUUGGUCCGCCGGUGGAGUCAAGGGAGGAUACCAUGGAGAAGAAGUGA